This is a messenger RNA of Acanthamoeba castellanii str. Neff, 2130 nucleotides long. RefSeq names its product ABC2 type transporter superfamily protein. The record is from RefSeq and is a predicted model, not a curated record. Gene Ontology annotation, molecular function: ATP binding; ABC-type transporter activity; ATP hydrolysis activity. Bases 1 to 2130 code for a protein of 709 amino acids. NCBI's taxonomy places the organism in Eukaryota, Discosea, Longamoebia, Acanthamoebidae. Gene Ontology annotation, cellular component: plasma membrane. The transcript has 3 exons.
AUGUCUUCUUCCUCGUCGUCCUCUGACGGUGAGAGCGUGGAGCUGCAGGACUGGGCAGGGCAGCGAAAGAUCCGGGAUGUAGAGGCUGGUCUCGCGGACGGAGGAGAUGAUGCCAGCGGCGGCAAGCUGCCCCACCAGCAUGGCCUCGUGGUGGGCGGAGAUGAGGAAAACGGGCUGGGCGUGGUGAGCAAGUACGCCAAGGUCAACCAGCCGUGCCCGUUCUCCGUUCAUCCGCCCAAGAGCCGCUACAACCUCGAGUGGCGCAACAUCAACUACAAGGUGGUGAUCCCCCUGCCGCCCAGCAACCUCUUCGUCAAGCUCCUCCUCAAGCUCCCCAUCCCCAACACCAUCGCCAACUACUUCAAGACCAAGAAGGAGGUGCCCAUCCUCAACAACGUCUCUGGCCGCGUAGCCGCCGGCCAGGUGGUGGCCAUCAUGGGGCCGACCGGGUCGGGCAAGACCACGCUGCUCAACGUGCUCGCGCGGCGCAUCAAGCUCAACGUCACCGGCGACAUCCUCGUCAACGGCGAGCCGGUGCAGGGGCGGCAGCUCAAGCGACGCAUGGCCUACGUGCUGCAGGACGACAUCUUCUUCCCCAACCUCACAGUGCGCGACACCAUCUCGUACACGGCCUACCUCAAGCUGCCCAAGUCCCUCUCCUGGAAGGAGAAGCGCGAGCGCGUAGAGGACAUCAUCACGGAGAUGGGCAUCCAGCGGUGUUCCAACACCAUCGUGGGCGGCGGCUGGGUGCGCGGAGUGUCGGGUGGCGAGAGAAAGCGAACCAACAUCGCCAACGAACUGGUCAACAACCCCUCGCUCGUCUUCCUCGACGAGCCCACCUCGGGUCUCGAUGCCGCUACGUCGCUCGGGCUGAUCGUGACGCUGAAGAACCUGGCCAAGAGCGGCCACACCGUGGUGACCACCAUCCACCAGCCCUCCUCCUCCAUGUUCAUGAUGUUCGACAACGUGGUGCUGCUGGCCGAGGGCGGCUGGGUCGUCUACUCGGGCAGCUCCGCCGGGGUGCUGCCCUACUGCGCCCGCCUCGGCCUCCACUCGCCGCCGCGCUACAACCCGGCCGACUUCAUGCUCGAGGUCGUCACAUCGACCGAGACAAUCGCCGACGGCCGCACCGUGCGCCAGCUGCUGAUCGACACCUACGCCGAGAACGAGGCCAAGCGCGGCGAUGGCGAUGGCUCGUCAAAGGCGAAGCCGGUCCAGCUCGAUGACGAAGAGCGCGAGGCGGUGCGGGACAUGAAGAAGGGCAAGAAGUACCCGACGAGCUUCUUUGCGCAGACGUGGGUGAUGGCGGUGCGGUCGUUCAAGCAGCGGCGACACGACAUCCUCUCGUGGAUGCACCUCAUCCAGAUCGCUCUCAUCGCGCUCCUGGGCGGCCUGCUCUGGUUCCAGAUGGACAAGAAGGAGUCGGCCAUCGGCGACCGCACCGGCUUCCUCUUCUUCUCCACCAUGUUCUGGAUCAUGCACACGUGGUUCCUCUCCCUCUUUGCCUUUCCGCCAGAGCGCGCGGUGCUGACGAAGGAGCGAGCGACGGGCACGUAUCGGCUGUCGGCCUACUUCUUGGGCAAGACGCUGGCCGAGACCCCGCUCGAGCUCAUCCUCCCGAUCCUGUUCUCGUGCAUCUCCUACUGGAUGGUGGGCCUCUCCGACUACGCCGGCAACUUCUUCUUCUUCGUCCUCAUCAUGUGCCUCUUCGUCCUCAUGGGCAACAGCAUCGGCCUCUUCAUCGGCGCCACGGUGCCCGACGUCAAGAAGGCCCUCACCAUGUCCGUCAUCGUCGUGCUGGGCUCGGUGCUGCUGGGCGGCUUCUUCAUCGCGCGCGAGAACCUGCCGGUGUGGAUCGCGUGGGCGCGGUGGAUCUCGUUCAUGAAGUACGCCUACGAGCUGGUCCUCAUCAACGAGUUCGCCCUCUCGCACGACCAGACCUUCACCCCGGCCGCGACGCGCUCGGCCUACAACUCGGUGGGCGCGCCCAUCACGGGCGGCCAGGUGCUGGACCACUACGGCGUGGAGACCAACUGGUGGGGCGACAUCAUCUUUGUGGUGGGCGUCAUCCUCGUCACCCGCCUGCUCGGCUACCUCUCCCUCCGCUUCCUCAACAAGCCACGCAUGUAA